AUGACGUUAGCACUAUGGUCCCGUAAUAGUUCAAACCGAAUUUUAUAUUUAGUAGUGUUUUUCCUAUUUGUUAAAAAUGCACAAGGAAACUAUUUAGAGAAACAAAUUCAAGUGAAAGAUUAUGGAGCAAUGUUUAGUCAAAUUCUAAAAGUAUUAGGCUCAGUAACAGAAGCAGAAGAUUACUCUGACACAAUAUUCUUGAUUGAUGUAGAUGGAAUAAAAGGACAAUUAAACAUGGUAUUUGAUAAAAAUGCUUUUAUAAUAUAUGACAUUACUAACAAGGAUAAAAUACCACCGCAUAACUUUUUGAAUAGUUCAUAUCUAUAUGUAAUAGACAAGCCUAAGCUCAAUGUAUAUCAAAUGUUGCAAAGAUUUUACAAAUGGAGCAAUUAUGAUGUCCAAACGCCUGUCAAUGUAUACGUACAUAAUAUAACUUUAGAAGAAGAACUUGAUUGUUACGAGUGGAUGUCAAAUAUUUUCAAAAAACUUUGGUUGAAAAAUGUGACUCGGAUAUUAAUUAUUUUUUGGUCCAACAUAACACACUCUCUACAAUGGUUUACUUACCACGUAUUCUUAAGACAAAUAUACAAUCAGACAGGGGUUUAUAGUUUAAGCAAAAAUAUAAGCUUGUCAAAUAAUAAUAUGUAUGGGCACUUGCUAGAUAUCUGUUUGUAUGAUUUACCACCAGCGAGCAUCAUGAUGAUGGACAAUGUUGGAAAUUUAGCAAUUUCAGGAACCGAUGGAUAUGCAAUGAAAACAAUUUUAAAAGCAAUCAAUGCGACAUAUCGCAUAACAUUCGAAGAUGGAAAACAGGAAAGUCGUUUGUCUGCAUCAAGAAAUAAUUUAAUAAAUCACAGAUGUGAUGUUUUAUUCACAUCCCAAUAUUUUAUUGACAAUUCAAAACCAGAUUUGCAGUACAUAUACCCACUCCAAGAAGAUUCAUGGUGUAUAAUGGUGCCUAAAGCUGGGAAAAAGAAUGAUGUGAAUAGAUUUAUAAAACCAUUUGGCAAUGGUGUGUGGUUUACAACUGUCGUUUUUAUAGUGUUGAUAGGGUUAGCUUGGUAUUGGUUCUUUAGGUUUUAUGAUAGAGUUCACAGAGCAAAUGAUGAAAUUUCUACUUUAUUAAUUCUAUGCGGACUUUUCCUGAAUUAUUGCAUCCAUAUAAAGUGGCGCGACGUCGGAAAUAGUGCUAGGUUUUUAAUGAUGGCUGUAUCAAUUUAUAGUUUCUUCAUAACGAAUUCUUACCUAGGUUUAUUAUUUGGUAGCUUAAUGACACCAAUUUAUAAUGAAGAUAUGCACACAUUACGCGACGUUAACAAAUCGGGUUUAAGAGUAAUAGUUCACGACGAAGAACUUCAGAAAUGGGUUGAGCAAGGUUUGAACAACACCGAUUUGAGUCGAAUGUUUUUACCAGAAUCAAAUAUGAGCAAAAUUUUAGAAAUGAGGAAUGCUAAUAAUAUAAAUUAUGCAUAUGCAGUGAGAUAUCGAUAUGCAAGUUUUUUAUUAGAACUAGAUGAACAUAUAGAAAAUGGCAGACCUAUUUAUCAUAUAGUCGAAGAAUGUUUUCUUCCCACAUUUGUCAGCUAUGUGGUGACUAUUGAUUUUCCGUUUGCCAGAAGAAUUGAAUAUUAUCAGAGUUUGUUAAAACAAGCUGGAUUGUAUGAGCAUUGGUCUGUAGUUAGUUCAAUCGAUUAUAAUCAAAUGACAGCUUCAGUUUCAGCGAGAAUAGAAGAAGAAGAUCCAUUUGAUUCACUAAGAUUGACGACGACACAUUUAGAAGCAAUUUUUUAUGUUUGGCUGUUAGGCAUUUGUAUUAGUUGUCUUAUAUUUCUUUUAGAACGAACUAGUAUUCGGAAAAGUUGA
Ctenocephalides felis (cat flea) is the source of this 1863-nucleotide messenger RNA. RefSeq lists its product as uncharacterized. Bases 1 to 1863 code for a protein of 620 amino acids. Lineage: Eukaryota; Metazoa; Arthropoda; Insecta; Siphonaptera; Pulicidae. The transcript has a single exon. The record is from RefSeq and is a predicted model, not a curated record.